AUGCAGCAUGAAGGACUGUUUGUCACACCAAGGCAGCAUGAGCAAACAAAUUUUCCAGCUAGACCACCUUCUGCUGCUCCUCGACUUCGGGAAGGCAAUGGGUCUAAUGUUGCUGGACUUGUUGCACCAGUAAUCCCUCCAGCACCACAAAAUGAAGCUGCAACACUCCCAGUUGUUGCACCAGCGGUUGUUCCACUGGUCGCUCAUGCUAUUCAAUCACAACUCGAUGUUUCAACUCAAACGGUUCAAGAAUUGACAGCCCUGAAACCAACUGACAUCGAUUUAGACAGAAGGAAAGGCUUUCCUUUCUCUAAAAAGAUAAAUGUCCUUACAAUUCCUUCCAAGUUCAAGAUGCCAAGCAAGCUCAAUGACCUUGUUGAUAUUAAACAAGGACCCAACAAGUCCCUCAAAGAUUAUGUGUAUCAUUUCAUGCAAGAGGCUGCUCGCUCCAAGAUAGUCAGUGAUGAUGGAAAAUUGAUGGAAAUCAUGGCUGGAAUCCAAAUCAAAGAUAUUCGGAAAUCUGAUCAAGCUAACCAAGCAAGAACCAGUACUGCACCGGCAAAAAACUCUGGUGCAACUAACCAGAACCAGACAACCAAUGGUAAUAGUAACAAGAAUAACCAGAAAAGUGGUAAACAGAAUAACAAUUCAAGCAGUGGCAAUAAUAACGAUAAUAAACGAGCAAAGACCAGUGAUAAGUUGCGAGAAUAUGUGCCACAUUUCACCACCUACUCUACGCUCUUAGGAUCACGAGCAGAGUUCUUUCAACCUACGCAAGCUGAAGUCCUUUAUAGGAAACCUAAUCCUAUAAGGAAAGAUAUAAGCAAGAGAGACACCAACAAAUUAUGUCGCUUCCAUAAUGAUUAUGGACAUGGAACUAAUGAGUGUAACAAACUCGAAGAUGAAAUUGAGUUCCUCAUUCGUCAAAAUUAUCAGGCAAUGAAAGGAUACGUUCGAUGA
Messenger RNA from Humulus lupulus (European hop), 960 nucleotides. RefSeq lists its product as uncharacterized. Lineage: Eukaryota; Viridiplantae; Streptophyta; Magnoliopsida; Rosales; Cannabaceae. The record is from RefSeq and is a predicted model, not a curated record. The transcript has 4 exons. Bases 1 to 960 code for a protein of 319 amino acids.